AUGACGGCGAAUUUAUUAUUUGGCCUCUUUUUUAAAAAAGAUAAAAAUCUGGUCCUACAUAAUCAAGGAAAAACAGCAGGGCUGGAGUUCCCGGAGGAAGAACAAACCAAGCUAUGGUGUCACAUGGGGGAAUUCAAAGUCGGGUCCAAGCUGAAGGAACAAAUCGUGUGCAACAUGCAACCCCUAAUUUUGUGCCUGCAUAAGUAUGAUGACGAUAUAAGCAAAUGCGUCCCAGAGGUCAACAUUUUCGAACGAACCUGCAGCAAAAGUUUGAACUACGUUCACGAUCGGAUUGGUCUGGAUGACACCAGGAACACAUUAUAUACAGGGAAAAGGGCCGUCUGA
Messenger RNA from Plasmodium fragile, 345 nucleotides. RefSeq lists its product as uncharacterized. Lineage: Eukaryota; Apicomplexa; Aconoidasida; Haemosporida; Plasmodiidae. The transcript is spliced from 3 exons. The record is from RefSeq and is a predicted model, not a curated record. The coding region runs from base 1 to 345 and encodes 114 amino acids.